Homo sapiens (human) is the source of this 1163-nucleotide messenger RNA. RefSeq names its product CKLF like MARVEL transmembrane domain containing 5 (gene CMTM5). The record is from RefSeq and is marked reviewed. The transcript is spliced from 6 exons. Bases 207 to 878 code for a protein of 223 amino acids. Lineage: Eukaryota; Metazoa; Chordata; Mammalia; Primates; Hominidae. Gene Ontology annotation, cellular component: membrane.
ACUCUGGGCAGCUGGGUGAGGGCCCAUCUGGGCAAGGCCCCCAGCGCCUGCCUUCUCUCCCGGGGCCCUGUGGGCAAGCCUCCUGCUUCACUUUCAGGUUUCUCGAAGUGCCUUCUUGCUCCUGUCUGUUUCCCCAUCCUGCCAGAUUUCUGUUUCUCUUGCUGGGCUUUUGGCAGUAGGGGGCUGUGUUGGUGGGCCCUACGAAGAUGCUCAGUGCUCGAGAUCGCCGGGACCGGCACCCUGAGGAGGGGGUAGUUGCAGAGCUCCAGGGCUUCGCGGUGGACAAGGCCUUCCUCACCUCCCACAAGGGCAUCCUGCUGGAAACCGAGCUGGCCCUGACCCUCAUCAUCUUCAUCUGCUUCACGGCCUCCAUCUCUGCCUACAUGGCCGCGGCGCUACUGGAGUUCUUCAUCACACUUGCCUUCCUCUUCCUCUAUGCCACCCAGUACUACCAGCGCUUCGACCGAAUUAACUGGCCCUGUCUGCUGCAGGGCCACGGGCAAUCAGGAGGACCACAUCCGCUAGAUCUACUCUCCCACUCAGCAAAGGUCCAGCCCCAGCCCUGGCCUGGCUUGACCCCCCCGGGCUGGCAUACUCCAGCCGCUGUCCCCUGGGUUCCAGCCCCAGCGCCUGGCUUCUGGUCCUGGUUGCUCUGGUUCAUCUGCUUCCACUCCCUGGGUAGCAGUGACUUCCUGCGCUGUGUCAGUGCCAUCAUCAUCUUCCUGGUGGUCUCCUUUGCAGCUGUGACCUCCCGGGACGGAGCUGCCAUUGCUGCUUUUGUUUUUGGCAUCAUCCUGGUUUCCAUCUUUGCCUAUGAUGCCUUCAAGAUCUACCGGACUGAGAUGGCACCCGGGGCCAGCCAGGGGGACCAGCAGUGACUCUGGGGCUACCUGGCUCCUAGGCCCAGCCAGCCAGAGAGGACAGUGGAGCCCAGACACGUCUCCUUGGGAUUCACUAGCCCCCAGCCCGCCAAACCCCACCCCAGCCCUACACAGCAGUCUGGCCUGAGACGUCACUGGGGACUUAUCUGUGGAGCCUGGUGCUCCAGGAUGUGGCUUCUCAUGAAGCUCUGGCCAGAGGAGGGGAACUUAUUGGGGGAGGGGGGGUGGAGGGGAGGAAUCUGGACCUCUAAGUCAUUCCCAAAUUAAAAUAUUCAAAUUCUA